GCUGUAGCUGAGGAGCACUUGGUGCGCCUUGGAGGGGGAGAGAAGGGCAUGUCAAGGUGGCGUCGAGCUACCUCUUUGCACCUACCAGCCUUGGGCCCAUGUGGCCAAGGCCCUAGUGUUAAAUUAGAGCAACUUGGCUUGAUCUCGCUUGGAAAGAUCAGAACCUGACACCCGUGGGAGGGUCAUAAAUGUAUUCUUUCCAAUGUCCAGAUCUUUAGAGAAGCAAAGGUCCGGCCCCUGCCCGGCUGAGGGCACAGUCCAUGCCCUUAACAGCAGCCGGGUCCCUCCUCUCGGGUAGGCUGCACCUGCCUGGAAGAGAGCGGGGGGGGGGGGGUAGAUCGUCCCCUUUUCUGAACGCUAAGCUCCUAGGGCAGAGCCAGGAACCGCCACCCCAGUACGGCCGCCAGCCGGCCCGCUGCCCCCGGGAGCGGGGCUGGAACGUGGCGCACACGGCGGCGCCGCGGGGGCUGAGGGAGCGGGGAGCGGGGAGCGCCCAGAGCGGCCUUCCGCGGCGCAGGGCGGGAGGGAGGGAGGGAAGGAGCGAGCAGGAGCUGCUUGAAAUGCUUGAAAUGAUUCCGCUUCCGUUUGGAGCAGGGAGCAGCCUCCCGCCCCAGCUGGGUCUCCAAGCUGCCUCCCCUCGGCCCUGCACGCGGGCGCGGCAUGGCAACCUCUCCCCCGAAAUCCCCCUCGGCCCCCACCACCCCCAAGUCGCCCCCGUCGCGGAAGAAAGAUGACUCCUUCUUGGGCAAACUUGGAGGGACCCUGGCCCGGAGGAAAAAAGCCAAAGAAGUGUCUGAACUACAGGAAGAAGGAAUAAAUGCCAUUAAUUUACCUCUCAGUCCAAUUCCAUUUGAACUAGACCCUGAGGACACAAUGCUGGAGGAAAAUGAAGUCCGAACAAUGAUUGAUCCAAAUUCAAGAAGUGACCCCAAAUUACAAGAGCUAAUAAAGGUAUUAAUUGACUGGAUUAAUGAUGUAUUGGUAGGAGAACGGAUCAUCGUGAAAGACCUUGCUGAAGACAUGUAUGAUGGACAAGUAUUACAGAAAUUAUUUGAGAAACUUGAGAGUGAAAAACUGAAUGUUGCUGAAGUCACACAGUCUGAAAUUGCUCAGAAGCAGAAGUUACAGACAGUUCUUGAAAAGAUCAAUGAAACCCUUAAACUUCCUCCAAGAAGCGUCAAGUGGACUGUUGACUCUGUUCAUGCAAAAAGUCUUGUAGCAAUACUUCGUCUUUUGGUUGCGUUGUCACAAUAUUUUCGGGCACCAAUCAGACUCCCAGACCAUGUGUCCAUUCAGGUUGUUGUUGUCCAGAAACGAGAAGGAAUCCUCCAGUCCCGACAAAUCCAAGAGGAAAUAACUGGUAACACUGAGGCAUUAUCCGGAAGGUAUGAACGGGAUGCAUUUGACACUUUAUUUGACCAUGCUCCAGACAAGCUCAAUGUUGUAAAAAAGACCCUCAUCACUUUUGUGAACAAGCACCUGAAUAAACUGAAUUUGGAGGUUACAGAACUGGAAACCCAGUUUGCAGACGGUGUAUAUCUAGUGCUGCUAAUGGGUCUCCUGGAGGGCUAUUUUGUGCCUCUGCACAGCUUUUUCUUGACUCCUGAUAGUUUUGAACAAAAGGUCAUUAAUGUGUCCUUUUCAUUUGAGCUAAUGCAAGAUGGAGGGUUGGAAAAACCAAAACCGAGGCCAGAAGAUAUUGUAAAUUGUGACUUGAAGUCUACACUGAGAGUCCUGUACAAUUUGUUUACCAAAUACCGGAAUGUGGAGUGAGGAAUUUAUUUGGGACAGAUGAACAGCUGUUAACAAAGCAACCCAUCACAACAAACAAUUAUAUGCUUCACGGUCAUUCCUUUGCAUUUGUAUUUUUUAAAGGAACUGAAUCAUUUCUCAGAAGUUUUUUGAACUGAUUAUUCUUGCUACACUUAUUAUACCGUAUGCUUAAAAUUAGGGCUACAUUAAACCAAGUGAAAUGAUGAAGUAAAAAGUCUGAAGGACGAUAACUAGGUACCUUUUGGGGAAAUCCAUCUCUGAUUAAUAUUUCUCUACUCUGUUUUAAAAUACUCAGUACAACAAGCAAUAGACUUGAUAGCUUUAAUUAGACUGGAUUUUGGAACCAAUUGUAGGAGGUUAUCUUCAGUUGUGUAUUAAAUAUAAAUUUGAAAAAAAACCCAGUUAUUUUUCUAAUCUGAGAGGACAAUAUUUUCUAUCCGUAAUAAGAUGGAUGCAUCAGGGGCUCCUGCUAACUUACUAAAUGUGUAUGGAAGGGUAAGUAGGAUGUGAUGGUUCACACUGCAGCUAAGAAGAAGAGAUCUGUAAAGGGCACUAAACCCGGUUACUUUUUAUGCUGUUGUAUAAAUCAAGGCUUGAAUUUUCUGGGUACUAACUGAUACUUCAGACUUGUAAUGAUGUGAUGAUCUGAUUUAAAUGUGCAUUGUCGAUCAAUCGGAACAGCACUCUUUAAAGCUUGUUUGCUUGAUGUUGUGCAAUGAAAAGACCUUUACUGCAAAGUACAAAAUUCAGUACAGUGUCAAAACCUUAUAAUAAAGCCUCUUCAUAAGUAUAGGAUCUGCCCUACAAGGACACCCAGGGAUAGUAGAAACUGAAGUAAAGGAAGUGUUUUACUUAAAAUGAACAGUUAGAAAAAUAUAUUGGUAUAAAUUAUGUAGUAUGUUGAAAGGGCACAAGGAAUUAAUAAUUAAAGCCUACAUUUAAAAAAAAAAAGUGGGUUCCCAAUUAAAGACCUUAAAGGAGCCUGAUUUUCAGAAAGUGGGUGCUCAAUACUUACUGAAAAUCAGACCUCUUUAGGGUGCUUCAAGUUAGGCACCCAAAAAUGGAAGCACAUAGGAUCACUAUCACUUUUGAAAAAUUAGGCCAAAAGCCAUGUAGUGUAAGGGUAGUUAUUGAGUGUUUGAGCAUACACAUUUUAAUAAAAGUGGUAAAGAAUAAUCAAGAAAAGUAAAGUUUGUAGUGUGUCAUACUGUAAUAUAUAAUAUUUGUAAAACUAUUAGAUGGGAUAGCACUUAAAUACUGUAGUCUAAAUAAUACAGGAUAAACAACUUUUUUUUUUACAGUGAUGUUUUGACUUUGUUUUAGAAAGAAAUUAUAUAAAUUUAAUAGAAAGUAAAUAGUGCCUGUUUUUCUUUAUAGUCUAUUUUAUACAUUGAGCUGCAGGCCUAGUGUGUUGCUACUUUAGAUUUAUACAUAAAGGGAGGCAGUGUCUAUCCCCUUGGUUAGUUCAUGAUUGAAUUGUUUUGUUGUACAAUGUACAUCACGCAAAAGUAUGAUUGUUGUUUUCAAGAAACAUUCCUCCACCCUUCACAUUGUAAUGCAUUGUUUGGCAUAACUCGACUUGCUGAGAUUGUUACAAUACAAGAGUCUGUGGAAGUUUUAGAUGAACAAGAAUUAUUUUCAGAGUAGCAGCUGUGUUAGUCUGUAUUCGCAAAAAGAAAAGGAGUACUUGUGGCACCUUAGAGACUAACAAAUUUAUUUGAGCAUCAACUUUCAUGAGCUACAGCUCACUUCAUCGGAUGCAUUCAGAAUUAUUUUGCCCCUCUAAUCAUGCCACAUAUGAGCUGUGAUGAUUUUACAUUUUCAGUUGUAAGACGCACAGGAGACAUAGGGCCUGCUUUUCCUCUCGCAUCUCUAUCAGGCCUCAGUUGGAUAGGCAUAGGUGUCCAUGCUAGAAGAUCACAUUGCAUGAGUCUAAAUCAGGAACAGUGCCAUUGAAACCAGUGGUUACCAAGGAGAGUAGUAAAUUAAUCAUUACUUAGAGUUUUAAAACCAAGAUUUAGAUGUCUUUCUAAGAGAGAUGCUCCAACUCAGCCACAAGUUAUUGGGCUCAAUAGUGUUCAGUUACACAGUUAGAAUGAAAAAAAAAAUUCUUUUAGGGACGGAGUUACCGGGUAAAAUUUUGGCCUGUAUUAUGCUGCAAGUCAGACAAGAUGGCCAUAGUGGUCCUUCUGGCCUCAAACUCUAUGAAUUACACCAGUGUAAAAUUAGUGUAGGUGAAAGGAGAACCAUGCAUGUGGUCUCUUAAAUCAGUUUAUCUGAAGGAAUGCAAUGCUGGUAAGAAUUAUUCAUAACAGACUUAUGUUACUCAUUAUCUAAAGCGCAAAAUAUUUGAUUUUGCAGUUUUUGCUUAUUUGUUUUUCAGUGCAGUCAUUAGUGUUAAAUCAAGCAAUGAUGUUCUUCCAUGGAUACUAAGUGAUAAAUAAUAAGCUGAUAUUAACUUUGGUUGAGGUGCUUAUUGAGAUUCACUACUCUUAGAGGUAAAUAUUGGCUGAGGCAAAGAUAAUGUCAAUAUUUAAUUCAAGGAACAGUAAACCAGGAUGUUCACUGAGCCAAGUAUUCAAUAUCUGUAUUGUUACUUACUUUCUGAAUGUUCAUAGGCUAUCUCGAUAUCCCUGCAUUUUAGUAAUGUUUUUUAAAUGCAUGGCACUUUUCCUUUUAAACGGAGUUUCUAAAGGGCUUAUGAAGUUAGAGGUUUAGAAAAGAAAAAUUAUUUUUAAGAGGCAAAUAAUUGGACUUUUGCUCACAGUCAGAAAGCUCUAAUUUGUAUAUGUUAUCUGAUUAGUUUAUGUCAUUCUGGAUCUCAGUAUUAUUGACCUUUUUGAGAAGAUAAACAAUAGGAACUCAUCCUGCGGUUUUUUGAAAGCCAGUCAUGAGCCAGAAGUGUUCUCCUGUACAUACCCAUAGUUACAGUAUGUUUUAAUACUUUGCCAGGAAGUUGUGGAUUUCCCUCCUUUGGUUAUUUGGCAUGUGUUUUGUCCAUCUAUAAGUCUAUAUGCUAGUAACUGCUAGAAUGCCACAGCUCAGUUCUUUAACAACUCUGUAAAAAUUUUGUUUUUACAGAUUUUAUUCAGCAGGAAAGGCAUGGCAUUCUCACACACAUUGAACAUAUUAUAUUAGCAAAGCAUAUAUUUUUAACUUCCUUUGUUUUCAGGAGAGUGCCUUUUUCGGGACGACAGUUGCAUAGAAGAAAAAUUACAAACAGCAAAACUUGUUGUUUCCUGCAUUUGUGCAUUCGUCCUAAUUCUUAUUAUGGGUUGCUCUGCUAAUGAUGUAAUUGGCAAAUGUUUUUGUGUCCGUAAAUUCCAUCUAAAACAAAUCAAUGGACAGAAUUGUGACAUACUUGCAGUACAGUAAUUGUUGGACACUUGAGACUAUAAAAUCUCUCAUUUUUUUUUCAAAACAAAAUUUAAACUUUUGUAUGAACAUCUGUUUUAUAGCAAGAAUUUUUGUAAACUAAAAUCUUAUAUAACUAUCUGAGAACACAAUUAUUAUAAACGUAGAACAGUAUAAUAGCUUACACACACACACACACACACACACACACACACACACACACAUAUAUAUUACAGGCCAGUGGAUCACUGCUUAUAUUUCUGAUUAUAUAGAUUUAAAUAGCCUAUAAAAUGAAUAUGAAAUCUAAUCUAUAGAUAUCUAAUAUAUAUUGCUUUUAAUAUAGAAAAAAUAGAAUACUGUAGUCAGUUUUCUCUUAUCAAAUAUUAUUUGGCCUGCACCUUCCUUAUGUGAAGCUAACUGGGUCAAAUUUUGCUCUCGGUUACAGUGCAGUUACUCCUGAUUUACAGCAGUGUAACUGAACUUGAAUUUGUUCCAUUGGCUUAGAGGUGAUUUAAGUUUUAGGUCAAUUAUGGCUUUAUUUAUAAUUCUUUUAAAUGAUUAAAUAUUUCCACAUCAAUGGUAGCAAUUUUAAAGGACAAUGUUUAAGAUUACAUUGAAAUUCAGUGAGCCCAAUCUAGCAAAAUAGUCUCUGGCUUUCUGUGAUAUGAAGGCCCACAGGUUUCUAGGGCCACAGAAGGCUGAGAGAAUAUUGAUAUGCCAUGAGGGAUCAGAAAAGAAAAAAAGAAAAAUCUUUACCAUGGGUGUUAACAAAUGCCAAGAGAGCAGAGAGUGCUCUGCUUCCCUAUUCUUAAUUCAUCUAUCUCCCAUCACAGCCCUGCAGCAGUGCUGUGUGGGUCUUCCCCAUCCCCAUAAUGACCAUUGGGUUGUUUGUAGCGGGGAGCCCUCUGCAAUAGGCCUGGUGGAUCCUCCCCUCCCCAGUUACUGUUUGUCUGACAAUGAGGAAGGGCAAGUGUCUAGUCCAAGUAGUCUCUACUUCUCAGAAGGAGACCUCCAAAAUGGAGUUGUCACCCACUGAAGUUCUAAGAUCUUGAGGCUAUGGCACCUCCAAAUUUUUUUUCCAUCAGACUGACAUUCAGUCAUCUAGAGAAGAAUGAGCUUGUGAAAGGAUGUCAGGGGAAUCGCUGAGUGAAUUCGCCUGUUUCCCGAAUAUCAUAUCCAUAGAGCUGGGUUGCUGUAUAUUGCAAAUGGGCUGGUGGAGUCAUGGACUAUCCAUGAAAAGGGGUGCUCACAGAAUGCCUAAUCCUUAGCAUUCCUUAGUUGCUAGGUUCUUCUCUCUCAAGAGAGCCUGUGCAUCUGCAUAGCUCAGGAAAGCUCAUGGAACUUCUGUGGACCAGCAACUGCUGGAUACGGCCCUAAUAUUCUAAGUAAAAUCUACUUAUGUUUACUCUUUGAAACAAAUUCUCUGCUGAUGUAUAUCCACUGAAGUCAUUGGAGUUGUACCAGCAGAGCACUGGUCCCUUCUGUUUUACAGCAGGGUCUCAAGAUAGGGUUUGGGUAUUUUUUAUGUUCAGAUAAGCUGUAUUAAUUAAGACAAAUGAUGCUUGAUCAGUGUUGACUGACCUUUGCAUUGUCUAUUAAUUUUGCAGGACAUGUUUUUAAAUUCAUAUUUCAGAUUCACUUAGCAGAUACUACUCCAAGCCACUAAUGUUGUGAAACUGAAUGGCUUUAAAAAGUGAUGGGUUUUAUUUCAUUAGGCAGAAAUAUGUAUGAAUAUUAGAUAUAGUACAUAUUAGCUUUACACCUUUUUUAUUUGUUUAUUUUUGUUAUUUCCUUGAUCUCCUCUCAUAAUGUUGUCUUCACUCAAAGCCUCUGAAUGUGCUGAACAUCCCAGAGUAGAAUAGUAUCUUGAAUAAUACUGUAGACUUCUCUUCAGCAUUACCUAGUGGUCUUUUAUAUCUUAUCGUGAGAACUAUUGUUGCAUUUUUCUAAAGUUAAUACAGUCACAGAUUAAAUGUUUCAUACAAAGUGAAAAUUAGAAUAAGAUUUUUAAAAAAUGUGUUCAAAUGCAAAAUAGUCUAUUGUAAGUAGAUAUUGGAGCCAAAGUAAUAAAUUUAUCAGAAUCACAAAUGUUCUACUUUCUAAGCCCUCUGAUCAUUUAACAUUUGUGAGGGCUAAAUUCUUGAAUCUGAGUCUAAAUCUGUGCUUGUUUGCCCUGAAUCUAUUAGCUAAAAACAAGUUUGUCAUAUUCUAUCUGUCUGCCAUCUAAUGUUUUAAUAAUUCUAUGCUUUCCGGUAAUAUUAGUCCCAUUUCAUUGUUUGGUUAUAAAAUUCAAGAUCACAAUAGUUAAAUGUGCAACACACACAAAAAAGAGUUGCAAUUCUUGCUUCAUAAAAUAUAUAUCUAAUUGUAUUGGUUUAUAAAAAUUAACCCACAUGCCUUCAACUGCAGAUUUAAUGGCUUUUGUAAACAUGUAUUUUAUGUACUCUGUAAAUAAGAGAGACACUACAUUACCAAUAUUUCUUAUGCUUUUUCUGAAAGAUCUGUUAAGAAACACAAUAAAAAUCACACCUGAAAAUCAGAA
This is a messenger RNA of Dermochelys coriacea (leatherback sea turtle), 7669 nucleotides long. It is a transcript of the gene PARVA, whose product is annotated as parvin alpha. NCBI's taxonomy places the organism in Eukaryota, Metazoa, Chordata, Testudines, Dermochelyidae. Gene Ontology annotation, cellular component: cytoplasm; actin cytoskeleton; focal adhesion. Gene Ontology annotation, biological process: establishment or maintenance of cell polarity; substrate adhesion-dependent cell spreading; actin cytoskeleton organization. The coding region runs from base 661 to 1773 and encodes 370 amino acids. The record is from RefSeq and is a predicted model, not a curated record. Gene Ontology annotation, molecular function: actin binding. The transcript has 13 exons.